Molecule: messenger RNA, 1572 nt
Organism: Anopheles marshallii
Lineage: Eukaryota; Metazoa; Arthropoda; Insecta; Diptera; Culicidae
Exons: 5
Coding region: 1-1572 (523 amino acids)
Biological process (GO): mitochondrial protein catabolic process; mitophagy by internal vacuole formation
Cellular component (GO): mitochondrial outer membrane
Source: RefSeq, a predicted model, not a curated record
AUGGCGGACAGUCGUGAAAGAAUUCGCGCCCCACCACGGGACGGGCGCGAAGGGUUCACCAGCCCGCGGCAGGUGCUCCGCCGGUUGAUGCUGCUAUCGGAGGGCAGACAGUACCGUGAAGCUGCCACCGUCGUGGGUCGCCUGGGACCGUCCGUACUGCGUUCGGUCGUAGCCGAGCUUCCGAUGGAUAUCCUGAUCGAGGCGCUGCCCCACAGUACCUACCUGCUCGAGUCCUUCUUCAAUCGGCUAAAUGCGGUUGUUGCCACCCCACGUCCGGACGUACCGUGCGAAGCGAUCAUGUGGCAUCUGGUGAAGUUGUUCAGCAACCCGCACGAGACGGGACUGCGGCAGCGAUGCAUGAAGCUUGCCCAAGCCAUCGGCAUUUGGCAACCAUCGUUGCGGGAAUCGCUUCUAGCGCGCCGCAAGCAGCUCGACCAAGCAAUCCAAGGGCUCGGCGUGCAUGGGCUUACUGCCGACCAGACCGGCAGUCUCAUAUCGCUGCACGUGGCGCUCAAAAACGAGCUGCAGCGACAUAUCGACACGUACAAGACUGCCAUCCACAAGCUGGAGGAGCUGAGCCCGGUUACCGCACAUCAAGAUCCUGCCCAAUCCUCCCACCAGCGACUGCUAGCGAUCGGGUACGGUGACAUCCAGCAGCGGCUGAUCGACAACAAGACCCUGCUGACCAUGCUGGACAAACCGGCGCUCAAACAGCUAGCCCAGCUGGUGGAAAACCUCUCCCAGCGGGUGCAGAACGACAAGGAGGUGCUGUUCUGCGUUGGCCAGAUCCGGCGCACUGAUGCGACGGCCAACACCGAGGAACGACCUGCCGCCGGGCUGCUGAUGAACUAUUCGCGCGGCUGCGACACGGUGCUGGGAUUGAUGGGACCGAUCGCCACACUGCCCCCGAGCAGCCCGACCAGCAACGGGUGCAGCAGCGGUGGAAGUGACGGCUACCAUUCCGAUUCCGACAUUGAUGAAACUAAUUCGGAGCUGGUUCGACAGUACAGCGUAACGUACAGCAAAAAUCGCAUCGACACCCUGGACUCGCUCAACUCGCUGCCACAGCUCAAACACGCCCACCAGCUAAAGGCAAAGAUACUGUUCUCGAUCAUAGUGCUUGCCUUCCGUGCCUGCCAUGGGCUGAAGGAGCGCAAGGUGCUAGAGGUGCGUCGCACACUGUACGUGCUGGAUGCGAACGACGAAUCGACGGCCGCACUCGAUCGGGCCGUGCGGCAACAGCUGAAGGAGACGGCCGACCGAUUCCCGAUGGGUGACGUUGAACGGCAGGUUGCCAACCAGGUCCUGUCGACGCUGCACGAGUACCCCUGCCUAGAGGCUUGCAUACCGCUCAUCCACUACAUCAGCGACUGUGUGCGAUUAGCGUGGCGCAUGGUAAAUCAAACGAACCCAUACUACCUCGAUACGGACUUUACGCUCGGUCUUCUGCAGCCGGAGAAGCACGAACGGUACCCGAUUUCGGAGAAGCGCUCCGACAUUAUCCGUGCGUUCCUGUGGCCAGCACUGAUGCAGAAUGGACACUGCGUGUACAAAGCGGUCGUCGCCACCUAA